Copidosoma floridanum is the source of this 2746-nucleotide messenger RNA. RefSeq names its product band 4.1-like protein 4. Gene Ontology annotation, cellular component: cytoskeleton. NCBI's taxonomy places the organism in Eukaryota, Metazoa, Arthropoda, Insecta, Hymenoptera, Encyrtidae. Gene Ontology annotation, biological process: actomyosin structure organization. The record is from RefSeq and is a predicted model, not a curated record.
AUGGUCGUCGACUGGCUGUGCCCGGGACUGAGGCCUUCCGGUAAUCGCAGGCCGCGGCUGUUGCACUGCAAGGUCAUCCUUCUCGACGAGUACGAGCUCCUGCAGGACGUUCUUAACUCCAACUUGGGCCAGGAGUUGCUGGACAGGGUCUUCCGGCACCUCAACCUACUCGAGACUGCGUACUUUGGACUGCGCUAUCUCGACCACGAGAGCCAAACGCAAUGGCUCGACCCGAGCAAGAAGAUUGGCAAGCAGCUCAAGCCAAAAAAGGGCGACCUCAACCCCGACGCUCACACCCUCUACUUCUGCGUCAAGUUCUACGCGGCCGAUCCCUGCAAGCUCAUCGAGGAAAUCACCAGGUAUCAGUUCUUCUUGCAAGUCAAACAGGACAUACUCCAGGGCAGACUUCCGGUGUCUUUCGACCUCGCAGCCGAGCUCGGCGCCUACGUCGUUCAAUCGGAGCUCGGUGAUUACGAUCCAAGGCGUCACUCCUACGGCUACGUGUCCGAGUUCAGGUUUCUCUCGAACCAGACGUCCGAACUCGAGGCGCGGAUCGUCGAGCUGCACAAGACACUCGUAGGACAGUUACCAUCGGCCGCCGAGCUGAACUACCUGGACAAAGUGAAAUGGCUAGACAUGUACGGCGUCGAUCUACAUCCGGUGCUGGGAGAGGACUGCGUCGAGUACUUUCUCGGGCUGACGCCAAGCGGUAUUAUUCUUCUGAGGAACAAGACCAAAGUUGGCAACUACUACUGGCCGCGCAUCAACAAAAUCUAUCACAAGGGCAAGUACUUCAUGCUGCGAGUGAGCGAGAAGAACUCGGCCGACCGGACGCACGGCUUCGAGACGCCGUCGCGGGGCGCCUGCCGGCACCUCUUCCGCUGCUGCAUCGACCACCAGGCGUUUUUCCGGCUGAUGGCCACGGGACCACCACCCCUGAGCCAGUACUCGCGUUUCCGCUCGUACAGUCCGCCGAUGACCGCGGGCUCAGCGCUUGCCGAGAAGCAGCUACAGUCGAACAAUGUGCGACGACUGGUGCAGCCGAGCUUCCAGCGAAUGCCGAGUCGGAGAGUCCAGCGCCGGGUAGUCGAAGGCCAGGAGAUGGUCGCGGGUUUCGUGGAGGGUCCGAGUGGCCAGUCAGCCAUCCAGGGCUCGAUCGUACAGAGCCAGAACUGCCUGGCCCACGGGGGUAGCGUGGCAUCGAGGAACAACCCCAGUCCCAGGAGCACGAGAAGCGCCCCGUGGACUCAGAGCCAGCCCCGGGGACUGUACACUUCGUCCAGCCCGAGAUCCGUCAGGUCUUGCGGGACCGCGCCAGCUCUCCUCAGUCGGCUGAACCGGAGGAGCAGCUCGGUGGAGAGUCAAAGUUCGGCGGACAGUCACAGCCGGGGCACAGGGGGCGGCAGCCAUCGCCGGCGCAGCCACAGUCGUGGUCACCGCAAGCACAACCGACACUCGGACUGCGAGUCCCAGCUGUCGCGCGGCUCCACGCAAAAGUCCGGACACAGGAAGCACCGCCGGCGACACAGGAGCUCGAGACACUCCAGUAGGCACGAAAUGGUCGACUCGGCGCCACAGUGGCGGGAAGCGCAGCGACGAAAGGGCGAAAUCAUCCAAAGAGCCGUUAUAAGCACGACUGAGCCAAGGAGAAGGCACAGAAGCAAACACCGAAGUCCGUCUUCGAAGCAUCCACUGCCCGACGAGCUGAGAAAACACCUCGAGUUCAGUUUGGUCGAUACCUCGGGCAUGAGCGAGCAGCAGCGCCGCGAGAUCGCGUACACGGUGGUCCAGUCCCAAUUGGCCCACCACCGCCACCAACAGCAGCUGCAACAACAACAACAGCAGCAGCAGCAGCAGCAGCAGCAUCUUCACCACCAUCAACAGCAACAGCACUACCAGCCCGUGCCACCGCAGUACCAGAACCAGCAGCAACAAACGCAACAGCAGAACCAACAGAAUCACCAGCUGCAGAGUCAGCAGCAAUUGUCGCACGGCAGCUACUGUACCGGGUCUUUGGCCCAAUUGAGGAGCAGCAACUCGAGACUGGACGAGCCGGAGAGGUGCGCGUCCUCGGCGUCGACCCAAACGGGCCAGCCUAGAGCCGUGGGCUUCUCGGUGAAACGCGAUCGGCGAAGCGUUUACCAGUGCAGCCAACAACAGCAGCAGGACACCAGCGCCAGGCACCACGUGCCCACGGCGAUGUCGGGCCGAAUGAACAGCAGGACCGAACUGCACCACCUGCACGGCAGUAGGCACGAGCUCUAUUACGGCUCGUCGUCCUCGAGAAAGGGCUCGCCCUCGCCGUCGAUCGUCGGAGUUGGUCACGGUGGCGUUGGCAGCACUGGCGGUUUACUGGCGCGAGGCGGCAGCGCCUGCCGGCUGCCGGUACUCAGCAGCGCCAACGCCGACAGUGGCCUCGGCGAGAGCACCACCCAGGACUUUUCCAGCUGCUGCUCGAGCUCGGCCGACAGUACCAAGCACUCACGCGUUACGCAAAGACAAUUAGACGAAGAUGGAUAUUAUAAGCUUCCUUCUGAUACAUUCAAGCAGAAUCUGCCAAACAGCAAUGCAACGUUGGAUGCCGUUUUGCAACCAAUUAUAUCCACAUUGACUCGAAGACGACGAACUAGACCAAAAUAAAUUCGCCAAGGAUGGGUGCAUCUUUGCUGUUGUAUUUUAAGUGCACAUAUUGUAUAUUCCUUUUCAAAAUGAAAAUUUUUACAUUUCGAAGAAUAAAAGAAAUUGU